Molecule: messenger RNA, 504 nt
Organism: Trichoderma citrinoviride
Lineage: Eukaryota; Fungi; Ascomycota; Sordariomycetes; Hypocreales; Hypocreaceae
Exons: 2
Coding region: 1-504 (167 amino acids)
Source: RefSeq, a predicted model, not a curated record
AUGAGUACAUACGAGGCCUUCAAAGCCAACUUCUCCGCCGCCGAAACUGCAGACGAGCACUUCCAACGAUGCUGGGCCGAGCAGGCUUGCGGAGGGUGCCUCAACGGCAAAGGCUGCAGUUGGUGUCCAUAUACAUGGUCAUGCGUUCCAAAUGAAUCCGCAAUCCCAAUGCUGGCACCGGCCUUCCACAAGAACAUCUGUCCGCAUCCCGACGAGAGGUGGGAGCUCAGGACGAGGCCUCUCGGAUGCGGAGUGUCCUCUGGCACGGCGCUGGCAAUCGUGGCGACCGUGUUGGCAACGUUGACGGUCGUCUUGAUCGUCGCGGCGGCGGUGCUGACGGUCCGGAGGAUACGGAACUCGGGACAGAAGGUGAUGGGUUGGGAAUGGGCGUCUCGGUGGAAGAAGCGCGUCUGGUUCCAACGACGAGGCGGCAGAGCUGGUGAUGCUGAGCGAGAUCCGUUGCUAUCCCCACAGCUGGAGGGCGCGCCUGAAAAUAUCUCAUGA